Molecule: messenger RNA, 1094 nt
Organism: Closterium sp. NIES-67
Lineage: Eukaryota; Viridiplantae; Streptophyta; Zygnematophyceae; Desmidiales; Closteriaceae
Source: the annotation of a GenBank genome assembly
UUCCUCCUCCACACACCUCACUCUCUCCCUCACCUCACCUCUCUCUCCCCUCACACCUCCUCCUCCUCCCCUUCCAGUGCCAGCAAACCCAUGGGAAGGGCUGAAAAUGUCCAAGUCACGUGCGUAGUACACCCUGCCAGGAUCCUCCUCCCUCUCCCACAGCCCCCCUCUUCCUACUCCCCCUCCUCUUUGCAAUACGCCUCCUUCUCCUCCCUCUGUCCGGCCUUCUGCCCCUGUAUCUUGGCUGGGAUAUAGACCACCAGCAGAUUGGGUGCCAGUCACAGGGGCGGAACCAGCAGGGGGAGGAGCAGGACGAGGGGGAGGAGCGGUGAUAGUUCCAUCCAUCCCUCUCGUUGCCUGUCCCCUUCCCCAUGACUCUCCCCCUGCCUCUUCCAAUGCCUCCCCCUCACCCCCCAUCAUCCUACCACGCUCACUCUGUGCCCUACUCCAUAUCCCAGUCCGCCCGUUCCUCAGCCAUCGGCUCUGCUGGGGCAUCUGGGGCAUCUCCACUCCCCUCCCCUGCUCUCUCACCGCUCCCCACCGCUCAUAAUCUUCUCUUGCUGCCCCCCAUUGCCCUCCCCCCCCUCCGUUUGCUCUUCCUAGUGCUCUCUCCGAAUCUCGAAUCCACCUCUCACCACCUUGCCCUCUCGCUACUGUCCUUGCUCCCACCCCUGCUCCCACUCCUUCCACCCUUUCUCCCACCCCCACUCCCACUUCUCGCAUCCCUCCUCCCACUCCUCCUCCCACUCCUCCUCCCAUCCCUCCUCCCGUCCCUCCACCCACCCCUCCUUCCUCCUGUCCCAAAUCACCAUUAUCCCCCCCCCCACCACUAUCCUCGCUAGUGUCAGACUCACUCAUCUCCGACAGUCCACUGAGCGUGAAUGCACUCUCUUCCUCCUCCGAAUUAGUCACCUUUGCCCGGGGCCUGAACGCCUCUGGGAACAGCAGCAGGAGGAGGAGGAGGAGCAGGAGCCGCAGCAGCAGCAGCAGCAGCAGCAGCAGGAGGAGCAGCAGCAGCAGCAGCAGCAGCAGCAGCAGCAGCAGCAGGAGCAGGAGGAGCAAGACUAGGAGACGGAGUUACUCGGCCAUUAGCC